This is a messenger RNA of Eupeodes corollae, 755 nucleotides long. RefSeq lists its product as uncharacterized. Lineage: Eukaryota; Metazoa; Arthropoda; Insecta; Diptera; Syrphidae. The record is from RefSeq and is a predicted model, not a curated record. The coding region runs from base 273 to 617 and encodes 114 amino acids. Gene Ontology annotation, cellular component: cytoplasm. Gene Ontology annotation, molecular function: glutathione disulfide oxidoreductase activity. Gene Ontology annotation, biological process: cellular response to oxidative stress. The transcript is spliced from 3 exons.
AUUGUAGUGAUUGUGCUUUUUCUCACGAGUCACCUCACAACCCCAACAAGUUCACGAAUCUCGCGAUUUCUCCAGAUUUUAAAUCUCCCACGAUACCAAAAAAAUAGUUAUAUAUCCAUUACCAAACGCUCUUCUCUAUCCAUCCAGCUGUCUUUUUCUCUAUAGAAUUCAUUCCCCCUUUGCCCACAAACUUUUUUUUUUGUUUGAAUUUCCUUACCUAAGUGUUGACGUCCGUCGUUGUCGUUGUCGAUCUCGAAGCGUAAAUUUUUAACAUGGGCUCAGUCGUUGGAUCACUUUCAAAGAAGUCUGUAGACAUGGCAAGCCCCACAGCACAAUUCGUUCGUAAUCAAAUCCAAUCCAACAGAGUUGUGAUUUUCUCCAAGACUUAUUGUCCAUACUGCACCAUGGCCAAAGAGCAAUUCAAGAAACUAAACGUUCCAAUGCACGUGAUAGAAUUAGAAUCUCGAAAUGAUUGUGAUGAAAUUCAAGACGUCCUUGGUGAGAUAACUGGAGCACGAAGUGUCCCUCGUUGUUUUGUUGAUGGUAAAUUCAUUGGCGGAGGUACUGACGUCAAGGCGAUGUACGAAAAUGGAAAAUUGGAAGAACUUAUAGCAUAGAACUUGUUUGUGAAUAGUUAAAUUCUUAACUUUUUGUACAUUUUCUUAAUUUAUCAAUUAGUACACUCAUUGUGAAAAGUUUUAUGUUAGGUAAAUGUUAAGAGUAAAUAAUAAAAGAAAUGUGUUACUUGGAAUUUA